Eptesicus fuscus (big brown bat) is the source of this 2457-nucleotide messenger RNA. It is a transcript of the gene ZNF667, whose product is annotated as zinc finger protein 667. Gene Ontology annotation, molecular function: DNA-binding transcription factor activity, RNA polymerase II-specific; RNA polymerase II transcription regulatory region sequence-specific DNA binding. Gene Ontology annotation, biological process: regulation of transcription by RNA polymerase II. The transcript has 7 exons. The record is from RefSeq and is a predicted model, not a curated record. The coding region runs from base 186 to 2327 and encodes 713 amino acids. Gene Ontology annotation, cellular component: nucleus. Lineage: Eukaryota; Metazoa; Chordata; Mammalia; Chiroptera; Vespertilionidae.
GGGGCGUUAGCGCUGGAGUCAGGUGGGCGCCGCAGGGAAGCGACCCGAGAGGACGGGGGUGAGGCGCUGAGGUCCUCGGGGAACACUGUCUCGUGGACGGCGGCCAAUGAGAAACCGCAGGCCCAGCCGGUCGCCGCUGCCCGGAGCCACCCCCUCCACCUGAGGCAUCGCCCGGCAAGCGGGCCAUGUUCCUACCCGCCUCUGUCAUAAACAGCCACACGGAAGGCAUGUUUCCCAGAGUCCUGCGAGCCAUCGCACCAAAAGAUGGACCCCGGGGAGAAGGUCCUAGGAACCUCGACUUGGCCACGUUGGACAGAGGUCUUGGGCCCCCUGGGCUCCUACUGCUGGCAACCGGCGUCUGGGUCCAGGUCCCGGUAGUGAGUGAGAAUAGGGUGAUGCUACAGGACAUCCCUCUCCCUGGAUACACACGUGCUCACGUCACGCACGCACAGGACGGAGCCCCGCCUGCCCUGCACGCGGCCCCUCCCCCGACGAGGACGCUCGGUGCAGAGGGAAGGAUGCCAGCCCUGCGGCUGAAGCCCAAGCCCAGGGCGCCAGUGACGUUCGGGGACCUGGCCAUCUAUUUCUCCCAGGAGGAGUGGGAGAAGCUGAGCCCCGCACAGAAGGGUCUGUACAGGGACGUCAUGUUGGAGACCUACCAGACCCUGGCCUCUCUCGGACUGUCCGGUCGGAAGCCAGAUGUGAUCACCUUGUUGGAGAAAGGGAAAGUACCCUUGACGGAAGGAAGACACCCCGGCCUGGGGUCUAAAUGUGAGACCAAGAAGUUACCUCCAGAUCAUUGCAACAAACCUGGGCAAAGCAUCUGUCAGAAACCAGUUUCUGCAUCACGAAUAGGUCCCACGGGGAAGAGAGGCUGCAAGAAAAAUUCAGCCCUAAAGAAACCCAAGAAAGUGCAUCCAGGGAAGAAGUCAUUAAAAUGUAAUGACUGUGGGAAAACCUUCAGUCAAAGCUUCUCUCUUAAACUUCAUCAGAAUUCCCAUACUGAAGAGAAACCUUAUGAAUGUAGCCAUUGUAGAAAAGCCUUCAGACAGGUCUCGUCCCUCCUCCUUCAUCAGAGAAUUCACAACGGAAGGAAGAGCCAUGAAUGUGAUCAAUGUGGGGAAAGCUUCACGCAGAGAACAACCCUUCUUCUACAUGAGAAAAGUCACGGUGGGAAAGGAACCUCUGACCGUGGGAAGACCUUGAGCCCAUGUCCCACCCUCAGGAUACAUCAGAAAACUCUCCUUGAUGAAAAUGCCCGCCCGUGCAGAAAACGUGGGAAAUCCUUCAUUCGAAGGCCAUCCCUUUCACGUCAUAGGAAAAUCCACAAUGAAAAGAAAAUCCACGAAUGCAGUAAAUGUGGGAGAGGCUUCCAUAAGAAAUCAGUCCUUGUUCGACAUAAAAGAGUUCAUACUGGAGAGAAAACUAAUGAGGGUGAGAAGGCCUCGAGUCAGCAGAGCAGCCACCAUUUAGAGAAUCCUUAUAAAUGUAGAAAAUGUGGAAAAUCUUUUAAUAGGAUCUCAUCCAUCAUGCUUCACCAGAGAAUUCAUGCUUCAGAGAAACCCUACAAAUGUGAUAAGUGUGAGAAGGUCUUCCAGCGGCUUUCAACCCUUAUUCUACAUCUAAAAACUCAUAAUGGAAAGAAACUGUACAGAUGCAAUAAAUGCGAGAAGGUCUGUAAUCGGCAUUCAUCCCUAAUUCAACAUCAGAAAGUUCAUACAAGGAAGAAGAAACUCUUUGAAUGUAAGGAAUGUGGGAAGAUGUUUUCUGAAACUGCCAACCUUAAAAUACAUCAGAACAUUCAUUCUGAAGAGAAGCCUUUCAAAUGCAACAAAUGUAGUAAAGUGUUCGGCCGCCAGUCAUUUCUUAUUGAACAUCAGAGAAUUCAUACAGGGGAAAAACCGUACCAGUGCGAGGAAUGCGGGAAAGCUUUCAGUCAUCGGAUAUCUCUUACUCGACAUAAGAGAAUUCAUACUGAGGACAGACCGUAUGAAUGCGACCAGUGUGGCAAGGCCUUCAGUCAGAGCGCGCACCUUGCCCAACAUGAAAGGAUUCACACUGGAGAGAAGCCGUACACGUGCAAGACCUGCGGGAAGGCCUUCAGUCAGCGCACUUCCCUUAUUCUACACGAACGAAGUCAUACAGGAGAGAAGCCCUAUGAAUGUACUGAGUGUGGGAAGGCCUUCAGCAGUGGCUCGGACCUCAUCCGGCAUCAGAGAAGUCACUCCUCAGAGAAACCCUACGAGUGCAGUAAAUGUGGGAAGGCAUACAGUCGGAGCUCAUCCCUGGUUCGACAUCAGAAUACACAUUCAGAAGGAAAAACCUAAGGGUGUUACUAAAGCAAAGACUGAGUCUCAAAGUAGCAGGUACAGAGGCAGGGGGGAAAUGCAUUUGUCUCUAACACACAUUUUGUAAAAAUGGGGCCGUUUGAUGAUGCUUCCCCCUUUGAAAGCCAAA